Molecule: messenger RNA, 1826 nt
Organism: Prorocentrum cordatum
Lineage: Eukaryota; Dinophyceae; Prorocentrales; Prorocentraceae
Source: the annotation of a GenBank genome assembly
GAGUUCUUCCCCGCGGACGGCACCAGCGGGAGUGGCCACAUCAAGCGGCAGAUCGAGCUGGACAAACAGGAGAGUAACCGCAUCCGCACCGAGAUGCAGCAGGGCAGGCCGCUGGCCGCCACGCUCCAAAGCAUCUCGGGUUUCAUGGGAAGGGCCCAGACCAGCAUCGACAAAGACAAGAAGUUCGUGGAGGAGAAACGCGAGCAAGCCAGGGCAGCCAUCGCGAUCGCCGAGGAGCAGGAGGCACACAUCGCCGAGCAGGAGGUGGAGUUCCUGGAGCUCCAACGGCAGCGCGCAGACAUCCUGCGCGCGCCCCCGCCGCCGCUCGUGCUUCAAGGCGCAGACGCAGGGCGGAACCAGCCCGCCGUGGACGCCCCCGCCAAUCAGAUGGAGGCCCUGCUCGGCGCCGUCGGCGCUGGCCAUUCCUUCCGUCAGCAGGCGCAGGCGCUCUUCAUGGGCGGGCGGCCUUGCGACGCCAGCGGCCGCGGCAGCAGCCCGCCCGCGGCAGCCCCCCCCUCCGUCCCUGUGCUGGACAUUGCCAACGUGGGGAGCAUCCGUCAGCGGCUCAUGCACAUCCAGCACCUAGGGGUCGAGGACCAGAGGAAGCCGCGGGGCGCGGGCGCGGACAGCGCCGAUCAGGAACCUCGAAGCAGGGACUGCGAUCCUCGACUCGACGAUGAGGUCUGUGACCGAUUCAUGCGAAUGCCGCUGCUGGAAUGUCUGGUCAGGCGCGGCACCAACGAGAUUCUGGUCGCCCAGGAGCACCACGCGGUGGAGGAAAGGCUCGGGGAGGAAGUUCAGGCCUCGGCACUCGACCUCGGCCGGCACGGCAUCUGGGGAGCUGGCCCCCCCCCGGACGCGGGCAGCGGCAAUCGGGGCGGAGUCAGGGUGCUUGCCCCGAGCCGCGCGCCCGCCGGAGGCGCCGCCGGGCAUGAAGGGCGCGCCCCGGGGCCAUGGGGGCCGCGGCGCGUCGCGCCCACGCCGCCGCCCGAGCAGGCAGGGGUUGGGGCCGUCACGAUCUUUCUGCGCACAAGGCAAGGCAUGCCCCUUGAAAGCUUGGGCGCGCUCUGGAAGAUCGUCAAGUACCUCAAGGCCUUCGACGUCAUGUGCCUGGACUGGGUCGCCACGGGGGACUUCCUAAUGGCCUCUGGCGUGCUGCCGUCGGGCGAGUGGGCGCGGCCGGCCGGGGGCUCGAUCAUCGACUACUUCCUGACCCUCAGGAACCUCGCGGGGCGCCCCACAGCGCCCUCAGGCAUCGCUAGACGCGGCAAUUUGGCCGCGCGUCCCUGCCGCCGCUCGGCCAACGAGGCCCAGCCAGCAGGAGCCGGCCGCAGUCCUCGCGCCGAGCCCAAGCAGCCACCGCGGCCGCCCCUUCCCGGGCGCGCGCGGCGCCCGCGGGCCAGCCAGGCCGAGGCGCAGCUAAAUUUUGGCGCGGCCACCUCGGCCAGCGGCCUCGCCAUCGCUUCGGGCCUGGCCGCGCGGGGCAUCGGCGCCGAGCUCGUGAACAGGCAUGACAUCGCCACAGCCAAAGGGCGCGCCAGGUGCAUGCAUGCGGACGAGCCGCCCCAGUGCAAGUGGAAGCAGUUGCAGCGGCAGCCGAAGCUUCGGCGGGCGCAUCUGGGGCCAGAGGUGAACGCGCAUGCCGCGGCGGUCCGCCGGGCCGCGCACCUGCCGGCGGUGCGCAAGCAGCUCGGCAAGGGCGCGGCGAUGCGCGACGUGGCCUGCGAGCACAUCCCUGGCGAGGGCAGCCGCGGCCAGGCCUCCUCGGUGCACCUGCAGAAGAGCCAGCGCAAGCUGCUCCACCGGUCGUCCGCGCCAUCCGAGAG